This is a messenger RNA of Nothobranchius furzeri (turquoise killifish), 5803 nucleotides long. Its product is annotated as trace amine-associated receptor 13c-like. Gene Ontology annotation, biological process: G protein-coupled receptor signaling pathway. Gene Ontology annotation, cellular component: membrane. Gene Ontology annotation, molecular function: trace-amine receptor activity. Lineage: Eukaryota; Metazoa; Chordata; Actinopteri; Cyprinodontiformes; Nothobranchiidae. The record is from RefSeq and is a predicted model, not a curated record.
AGUCAAUGGACAGAAAUCACAACUGCCCAACUGGAAAAGGAGCAAGCACAACUUCCUUUUUUCACAAUAAAUCGAUAAACAAAAGGCGUUUUUUGUUUCAUAUGCACAGGUUUAACAACUUUUAACAACUAUCAAUGGCGGCUGAACUUUAAAUGCACAAAAAUAAGCCAUAAAUACAGUUUCUACUGUCAAAGUAGUCGCCCUUUGUUGAUCCAAACACUGCUGAUGUCUCAACACAAAUGAUGGGCAGAUUAAACAGUUCAUUUCGAUGCUUCUCCCACACAACGGGUGUUUGGAUCUAACUUCCGCGUUUAUUGCUCGGACUGUAUGAUACGGCCGCCAAGCAGGGAGCGCUCCACUGUUUUUGCGGUCGGUAGCUCUUUUAGAACUGCAGUUCAAAGGUAACUCAUAAGGUCAAUAUACAGUAUAUGAACCCAGGUAGCAGUUUUUCUUUAGGAUUGAGAGGAGAUGCAGGAAGAUAAUAAACAGGCAGGACAGAAAAAUUGUCAAAUAAAAACAAGUUAGUUUUUGUACCUGGUGGGUGCAACAAACAGACACCAUUGAAGGUAAUCAGAAGUGAGGAACAGAAAAUGAAAUAAUUAUUUUAAUGUUUAGAGCAGCAGGAACUCCGAGAGGCUGCAGGCGCAUCAGUGAGUUUGCAGCCGCUGCGCAGGGGGAGGGGGGAGAGGGCUGAAGCAGAAACUACCGUUGUUAAAAGAAAUGUGUUUAACUUUGAAAAUGUGGGCGCAAUUUUAACUGUCAAAAACUCCAGCGAACCAUUAGUUCAUUUUGCUCAAAUAGAAAUAGAGGCCUGCCUCUAAUACUGGUCCUCCUUCCAAUAAAGGCCUGGAGCUUGAUGAGCUUGAGUCAAAUACAGGCCCGGGCCUGUAUUAGAGGAUUUACGGUACUAUGAAAAGCUGACAUUGCUGCUGAGGCUAUGGGCAGAGCACUGCGUCAGGGUCUGAACAAGAACAGGUUAGCUGUUCCUGUGUUCUCAAAAAGUUAUGUUACUGAUCUAUUUAAAAUAUUCACACAAAAUAGAUUUGUAUUUCGUUAUCUGACUAGUUAAAAAAUGUCUUGUUUAAUUUUCAGAAUGUCACUAUUUUCCUUGAACUUAAAUUAUUUUGAAAACAUUUUUAAUAACAUUGAUGAUAAAGAGAAAUGAACUUGUGAAUUCAAUGCAUGUUAAUAUAGUAACAUAGCAUUUUUUUAACUAAGCUUAUUCACACAUGGAAAAUAUCUAUGUGAACUAAUCGUACUUUCAUUGUGUAAAAGUAGCUCACAUGCCAAAAAAGGUUGGAGAUCCCUAAAAUAUAUAAAUAACUUUUGAGGUUUUAACUAUUUUGUUGUUUCAAGUAAGUGAGGAUGGUGUCCUAAAGCCCCCUACGGACGGGCAUCUACUAGUCCAUGGAGACGUCUGUCUAACAUCAUAUGAUGUUAGCCUGUUUUUGUUGCCUUGAUGUUUUUGGCCACAAGGGAAGAGUAAUGUUAGUGCUCAGAUCAAAUUGGAAUUGUGUAAUGAAGGAAAAGGAUAAAUUAUCUGUGUGACAGGGUUCUACUCAGACAGCAGUAUCCGUCUGAUGAUGGAGAUUCAGAAUGAAGCUGAGUUCUGUUUUCCACAACUCAACAGGUCCUGCAGGAGGCCAACACCUCACUGGUCUGAAGCUGUCCUCCUGAACAUCGUGUUGUCCUUCUUCUCUCUGAUCACAGCAGUUCUAAACCUUCUCAUCAUAAUCUCAGUCUCCUAUUUCAGGAAGCUGCAGAAACCUGCUAACAUCCUCAUCCUCUCUCUGGCUGUGUCAGAUUUCCUUGUUGGUUUUUUAAUCAUUCCAUUUGAAAUCUUUAGAAAGACAAAAUGCUGGAUACUCGGUAAUAUCACAUGUUUAUUUUACUACUAUGUUGCCAUUUUGUCUCUCGGUGCUUCAGUUGGAACCAUUGUUCUCAUAUCAGCUGAUCGCUAUGUGGCUAUUUGUUACCCUCUGCAUUAUCCCAUUAGAAUAACCUUACCAAGAAUGAAAUUCUGUGUUUGUCUUUGUUGGAGCUGUGCUGCUUUCUAUGUAAUUUUCUUCUUAAAAGAUGAGCUGACUCAGCCAGGCAGGAGUAAUUCCUGCAUUGGAGAAUGUACAGUAUCAUUUGACUAUUUUGUAGGAACUUUUGAUCUGUUUAUAACCUUUUUAUUUCCAGUUACAGUCAUCAUAGUUCUGUAUAUGAGAGUAUUUGUGGUGGCUGUGACUCAGGCUCGUGCCAUGUACUCUCACAAUAGAAGUGUCACCCUUCAGCUUUCAGUGCAACAACAAACAAAGAAAUCAGAGCUAAAAGCAGCCAGAACACUGGGUGUUCUUGUUGUUGUGUAUCUGAUGUGUUUCUGUCCAUAUUACUGCUGCUUUUAUUUUAUAGAUAGCUUUACAACUACAACAUAUGUAUCAUUCUUAUUCCUUCUUAUGUAUCUUAACUCCUGUCUAAACCCUCUGAUCUAUGCCAUGUUUUAUCCCUGGUUCAGAAAAGCUGUUAAACAUAUUGUAACUUUACAGAUCCUGAAGCCCGGCUCCUGUGAGGCCAACAUACUGUAGAUACCGUGGACUGAGGGACGUACAACCUCCUGAACAGUUUACAAUUCUAAAAUCUAAAGUCCAGUGAAGGAGAAAAUAGUUUUCUUCAUUUCCUACAUUAUAAACAUAAAUGUUUGUAGAGAGCAGGGCCGGUUCUAGGCUGGCAUAUUUGAGGGGGCAGACAGAAUUGUGAAGGGGUAGAUUGUGGUGAAAGAAGUGAAAAAGGUGAAUUGGUGGUGCAGGUAUUCCAGGAACUUUUAGUCAUGUGAUUGGAUUGGAUUUUGUUAGACUUUGAUCUUCCCUUGUUUCUCUGUCCCUGAAACCCUUAUUCAUGUAUUCAUCACAUCAUAAAUCAACUACAGCAAUAGCAUCUAUGUGGAAUCCCAUCCAAAGCCCUCAACAAACUUCAAGACAUCCAGAAUUGUCCUGCCUGUCUCCUAACCAGUGACCACAUCACCUCCAUCGACUUCCUCUCCCUCACUGCAUAACAUUCAAAGUCCUUCAUAACCGCGAGCCGUCCUACCUCUCUAACCCGCUCCACCACCAUGCCCCAUCCCUCUGCCUCUCCUCCCUCUCCCACAGGACCAAGCUCUGAACUUGGGGAGACUCAGCUUUCUCCAUGGCUGUCCUCACCCUCUAGAACUCACUCCCACAACCUCUCCACAACUGCUCUGACCUCUCCACCAUCAAAACUCUGUUUUACAGUUUUUUUUAUUGUUGCAUAAUCUGUCUGUUUAACCUUGUCUUUUUACAAAAUCUCUAAAGUUCUUCAUUAAUAAAAUAUAUUAUUCCAUUUCAUGACCCAAGACCUGUUCUACUAUGAGAAAAUCAUUAACAUCAGAUCGACCAUUCAUUCCUCCAUGUCAACAUGCAAAAUCAGACCACAGCUACAGCAACACAGGUUUGUGGCCAGUUUUCAGUGUGAUUACUGCUAAAACACUGGGGGGACAUAAUAACGAUCUUAAAUUCAUCUACCUGCUGUCUGGACACCCUGCCAACUAAACUUCUUUAAAAUGUUUUUAGCUGUGUUAAACCCCAACUCUGAUGUAAAAUGUGUGAACGGUGGGGGUUACACGAAACAGGGCAGUGGAAUUAAAAAUUUGUUUGAUUUGCCAUAAAUGGUUCUAAAAACAAGAGAGCAAACAGAUGGUGAGCAUUAGUAAAAUAAAUGCAAAAUGAAAACAGGACUAAAAUGUUAACUUUUAAAAGACCAAUUAUCAACAUUAAAAACACCUGGUUAAAACUUUGUUAAAGGUUUUAACACACUAGAAGGCAUUUUUUUAACUCACUUAGUGGAGGAGUAAACUCCUCCACUUGGGGCAGGACCUCAUCCCCUUUUCUAAUUCAAGAUUGUGGUCUCAAAUUUAGAGGAGCUGAUUCUCAUCCCAGCUGCUUCACACUCGGCUGCAACCCGCUCCAGCGAAAGCUGAAGAUCAUGUGCUGAUGAAGCCAACAGGACCAUAUCAUCUGCAAGAAGCAGAGACCCGAUCCUCUGGCCAUUAAAUCGAAUGCCCUCAACUCCUUUGCUGCACCUAGAAAUCCUGUCCAUAAGUUAUGAACAGAAUCGGUGACAAAGGGCAGCCUUGGCAGAGUCCAACUCUCACUGGGAAUGAGCCCGACUUACUUCCAGCAAUGUGGACCAAGCUCUGACACCAGUCAUACAGGGACCUAACAGCCCACAUCAGAGUGCCUGGUACCCCAUUCUAGCAAAGUACUCCCACUCCGGGCGGAUAUCAUACACCCCCAGAGCCUUCAAUUCAAUUUUUCAAUUCAAGUUUGUUUUUAUAACGCUAAAUCAGCGACCCAACCAUGAGGCUAGCACAGCUCAGCAGAACACCAUUGUAGCUUUAUUUGGGGGAAAACACUUAGAGAAAAAAUAAAGUUUACCUUCUCAGGCUCAAAAUAAGUUUUGAUAAAAGGAUGAACAACUAAGUCCUUGGGGUACGUCGGAGUUAAAAAAGUGCUCAUGAAAUACGCAUGUGGAUUAACCAGGUAGGUAGGUAGGUAGGAAAUAAUGCAGUUAAAAUACAAAGUGUAAAAGAAAGUAGUUGAGAGUGGAAAGUGGUCAGUAAGUCUUCCAGCAGUCUAAGCCUACAGCAACAUAACUACAGAGAUAACUCUGGAUAAUCUAGUCUUUUAGAUGGAGACAUGUUAGAGGCAGGGCAAGGGAGAGCCGUCUUUACCGACUGUACACUCCACCUCCCUCUACUCCCCCACUUGUUCAGAUCUGGGCUAACAUCAGAUUUUAAGCGUUGGCCCAAUCAAAUAAAAAUGUUUUAAGCCUAGUUUUAAAAGUAGACAAAGUGUCUGCCUCACGGACUAAAGCUGGGAGUUGGUUCCUCAAGAGAGGAGCCUGAAAGCUAAAAGAUCUGCCUCCCAUCCUAUUUUUAGACAUUCUGGGAACCACCAGUAGGCCUGUAGUCUGAACGCAAAGUGCUCUGUUAUGAACAUAGGGAGCAAUCAGAUCACUGAUGUAUGAUGGAGCUUGAUUAUUAAAAGCUUUAUAUGUGAGAAGGAGGAUCUUAAAAUCUAUUCUGAAUUUAACAGGCAGCCAAUGUAGGUAAGCCAAAACAGGAGAGAUAUGAUCUCUCUUUCUAAUUCUCAUCAGAACUCUAGCUGCAGCAUUUUGGACAAGCUGAAGUCUUUUAACUACAUUCUGUGAACUUCCUGAUAUUAAUGAAUUACAGUAAUCCAGUCUUGAUGUAAUGAAUGAAUACACUAGUUUUUCAGCAUCACUCCUGCAAAGAAUGUCACUAAUCUUAGCAAUAUUCCAAAGGUGGAAGAAGGAAACCCUACAAACCUGUUUAACCUGGGAUUUGAAUAACAUGUCCUGAUCAAAGAUAACAUCAAGGUUCUUUACUUUGUUCUCGGAGACUAAUUUAAUGUCGUUCAGGUCAGUUGAUUGAUUAAGCAGUUUUCUUUUCUGAUGUUCUGGUCCAAAGAUGAGAACUUCAGUCUGGUCUUGAUUUAAAAGCAGAAAGUUUAGAGUCAUCCAAUUUUAUGCCUUCAAGACAAGCCUGUAAUCUACCUAACCAAUUCGGUUCAUCAGUGUUAAUAGAUAAAUUCAACUGAGUAUUGUCAGCAUAACAGUGGAAGUUUAUCCCAUGCUGUCUUAUGUCUGGGGCACACCGGAGGUGGAUGCGCCUCUCUGUCAAUGUCGAAUAUGAUUUUCCUAAACUUCUCAGUGGGAGACAUGUCAGUGAGCCAUCCAAUGUUUGUAGCUGAUGUCGAAGCUUUUCCUUUCCUGUUUUUUU